AUGGCCCCCGUUCCUCGCGUCUACUCCAAGACCUACAAGGUCCCCCGUCGUCCUUUCGAGUCGGCUCGUCUUGACUCGGAAUUGAAGAUUGUCGGCGAGUACGGCCUGCGCAACAAGCGUGAGGUGUGGCGUGUCCAGCUCACCCUGUCCAAGAUCCGUCGUGCUGCUCGUGAGCUGCUCACCCUCGACGAGAAGGACCCCAAGCGUCUUUUCGAAGGUAACGCUUUGAUUCGCCGUCUGGUCCGUAUCGGUGUGCUCGAUGAGUCCCGCAUGAAGCUCGAUUACGUCCUGGCCCUCCGUGUCGAGGACUUCUUGGAGCGUCGUCUCCAGACCUGUGUCUACAAGCUUGGCCUUGCCAAGUCCAUCCACCACGCCCGUGUCCUGAUCAAGCAGCGCCACAUCCGCGUCGGCAAGCAGAUUGUCAACGUUCCCUCCUUCAUGGUCCGUCUUGACUCCCAGAAGCACAUCGACUUCGCUCUCACCUCUCCCUACGGUGGUGGUCGCCCUGGCCGUGUCCAGCGCAAGAAGGCCGCUUCUGCCAACGCAGGUGGUGACGAUGCCGCUGAGGAGGAUGAUGAGUAA
Aspergillus oryzae RIB40 is the source of this 582-nucleotide messenger RNA. Its product is annotated as 40S ribosomal protein uS4. The record is from RefSeq and is a predicted model, not a curated record. Gene Ontology annotation, molecular function: rRNA binding; structural constituent of ribosome. Lineage: Eukaryota; Fungi; Ascomycota; Eurotiomycetes; Eurotiales; Aspergillaceae. Gene Ontology annotation, biological process: translation; positive regulation of translational fidelity. Gene Ontology annotation, cellular component: cytosolic small ribosomal subunit. The coding region runs from base 1 to 582 and encodes 193 amino acids. The transcript is spliced from 5 exons.